Messenger RNA from Labeo rohita (rohu), 2932 nucleotides. RefSeq names its product fucose-1-phosphate guanylyltransferase (gene fpgt). The transcript has 5 exons. The record is from RefSeq and is a predicted model, not a curated record. The coding region runs from base 320 to 2050 and encodes 576 amino acids. Gene Ontology annotation, molecular function: transferase activity, transferring phosphorus-containing groups. Lineage: Eukaryota; Metazoa; Chordata; Actinopteri; Cypriniformes; Cyprinidae.
CGGAAGUGCCGAUGGAAACACAAGUUACCGUACGUAUUCUAAUCUAACGGUUUUGAUUAACGUUUUGAAGGCGGCAAAUAACUGAUAAUUGUCGCACAACAUGUUUCCGUACAACUGUUAUCGAUGUCGUUUUGGGCGCAUGGGUCAAAAGCAGGGCGAACAGGAGAAGCUAUUAAUGUCCUAGCCUUUAAAAGUGGGAACAGAGGGAGAUUUACUGAUGCAACCCCAGUAGGUGGCGGUAUGCAUCUUUUAAGUUGGUUUGCAACCUGCCCAUGAAUCCAUAGAAGAAGACAACCGGUCAGACCUGCUGAUUGUUAUAAUGGCAGAGCUGUCAAACACCCAUCUGCAAAAAUCCACAAAGGAGAAACUUGAAAAAUUCAAGCAAAUGAGAGGUAGAGAAGUUCAGUCUGAUGAAUUCUGGGAUCUUGUGGUGAUUACUGCAGUGGAUGAGGACCAGAGGUCUGCUUAUGAAAUUCAAAUCACUGAGAAACUGGAGAGGAAAGAACUGCCUCUUGGCAUCAAUUAUCAUGUGUUUGCAGAUCCUCCAGGAUGCAAGAUUGGUAAUGGUGGAUCCACUUUACAUUCACUGCAGUGUUUACAUGAUAAAUAUGGCAAGUCACUGUCUGGAUUUAAAGUCAUCCUAAUUCAUGCAGGAGGAUUCAGUCAGCGAUUGCCCAAUGCCAGUGCCCUGGGUAAAAUAUUCACGGCUGUGCCACUGGGAAGCCCUUUAUAUCAAAUGCUGGAGCUCAAACUUGCAAUGUAUGUGGAUUUUCCCUCACACAUGAAGCCGGGAAUGCUGGUUACCUGUGCUGAUGAUAUAGAGCUCUACAGUAUUCCCGACCAAGAAAAUGUGGUGUUUGAUAAGUCAGGUUUUACUGCCUUAGCACAUCCCUCCCCUCUCGUUAUUGGUACCACUCAUGGAGUUUUUGUUCUAGAGCCAGCAGAGACACCCAGAAUUUGUGACAUGGAUUACAGAACUUGCUCUCAAUUUCUACACAAACCAAGCAUCGAAAAGAUGUUUGAAUGCAACGCGGUAUGCAAGAGGGAAGGAGAGGAGUUUGUUUACACUGACAGCACUUACUAUUUCGAUUACGGGACUGCUAUGACCCUGCUGACCUUGUUCAGUGAAAUCAGCCCUCUGACAUGUGAAAUCGACGCUUAUGGAGACUUUCUUCAAGCCCUGGGGCGAAGAGCUACUGUGGAUUACACGGAAAACACAGCCAACGUCACAAAGAAGGAAAAUAGUCUCGUUGAGAUUCGCAGAAUGAUUUUCCAUCGUCUCAAAGGCACGGCACUCAACGUCAUCCUGUUGAACAACUCCAAGUUUUAUCAUGUCGGCACCACAGAGGAAUACUUGUUCCACUUCACCGCUGACCCCUGUCUCAGAGCAGAACUCGGCCUGCUCUCUGCUGCCUUCAGUGUGUGCCACUUGGAGCCAUCGGAGAAAACUAGAGCUUGCGUGAUGCACAGCAUCUUGCAUCCCAGUGUGACCGUAACCCAGGGCAGUGUCGUGGAAUACUCCAGAUUGGAUGUUGGAGUUAAAGUUGGAACUAGAUCUAUCAUUAGCGGCUGCUGGAUUGGCACAGAUCUAACGGUGCCAAGUGACACCUUCAUGCACUCUUUGUCUGUGAACCUGGAUGGAAAAACAGGUUUUGUGACUGUGGCUUUUGGUGUUAAAGAUGAUCUAAAGAAAAGCGUAUCCAGUCCUGCUCAUAUGAAAGCAUUGAGCUUGUUUAAGGUUAAUCUGGAGGACUGCGUUGGACUCUGGGGUUUGUUUUCCGAGAAGGUCAGGUUCUCAGGAGACGCGUCCAUGUGUAGUUUGUGGAAUGCCUGCAUUUUCCCAGUGUGCUCUAAUCUAAAGGAUUCAUUUGUGAUGUCACUGGGGAUGUUGAAUGCACUGGAUAGUGGAACCAAAUUCACUCUACCAAAAAAUGCCACACUGACCUCUUUACAGGAAACUCUGCAGAGCAAGAACCUGGAGGAAAUGCUGAAAUUUAGGAAAGAACUUUAUGAAGACAUUCUCAGGGUGAAUUUAAGUAAUUCUGUCUGAGCAUGUGUGUGUAAAUGAUCUGUAAUUAUAUUACAUAUACAGCACAACAUAUGCAAAGCGCAGCAAGUAUCCAGAUUUUUUUAUCAUAACUCAGUUUUGACAAAAGGUUACUGCAUUUUGCCUUGUACACUGUGAAAACAAGUUGAUUCAACUUAAAAUCAUUUGUAACCUGCCUAUUAUUAGGUAAGCAAAGAAACUUCAGUUGUUUGCACAGUAUACUAGUUUUUCUGGGUUUCUCAGGGAACAUCAAAUCUAAUUUAAUGUUUUUUAAAUGCUUUUUAAAUGCUGAAUUUUCAGCAUCAUUACUUCAGUCUUCAGUGUCACAUGAUCCUUCAGAAAUCAUUCCGAUGUGUCGAUUUGCUGCUCAAGAAACAUUUCUGAUAAUUAUCAGUGUUGAAAACAGUUUGGCUGGCAAAUAUUUUUGUGAAAACCAUGAUAAAUUUUAUUUUUCAGGAUUCUCAGAUGAAUAGAAAGUUCAGAAGAACAGCAUUUAUUUUAAAGAAAAUCUUUUUUUAUUAUUAUAAAUGCCUUUACUGUCACUUUUCAUCAGUUUAAUGUGUUCUUGUUGUUUUUUAAUUAAUGGUAUUUUUGAAUGCUAACAUAUAAUGGUUUCCACAAAAUAUUCUGCAGCACAACUGUUAAUAAUGAUAAUCAUAAAGAACAAUAAACAACACUGAUAAUAAUCAGAAAUGUUUCUUAAGCAGCAAAUCAGCAUAUUAGAAUGAUUUCACUGAAGACUAGAAAAUUCAGCUUUGAAUCACAGGAAUAAAUUCUAUUUUAAAAUACAAUAUAUUCGCAUUAACAGUUAUUUUAAAUUGAAAUAUUUUGUAAUGUUACUGUUUUUACUGUAUUUUUUGUUCAAAUAAAUGCAGUUUUGGUGAG